This is a messenger RNA of Pseudocercospora fijiensis CIRAD86, 1521 nucleotides long. RefSeq lists its product as uncharacterized. The record is from RefSeq and is a predicted model, not a curated record. The transcript has 13 exons. Lineage: Eukaryota; Fungi; Ascomycota; Dothideomycetes; Mycosphaerellales; Mycosphaerellaceae. Bases 1 to 1521 code for a protein of 506 amino acids.
AUGAAUGAGGACCCUGAAGAGCAUCAAAGAGGGACGACGAUGAGAUCAAGAAUAUGCCGUAGAAUUCUCAACAAGCGCGGAAAACACUUGACAAGGGGGCAGAAGACAAACGCUUUGAACAACGGCCUCGCAUCCCUGCAACUUUCCCGCUUCCGCAUCGUCGACAAGUGCUGCCCAAUACCACGCUUGAAUUGCUUGCUUCGUACACAACUUGAUGGCGAGAAUCAAGAGGCGAGAGAUCGAUUGAACGACGUUCGAAUGGAUUCAGGGCUAUCCCGACACGCCACACUACCUACCAGAACCCGAUCACCUCUUCAUGCUGCCCCUGAUGCCGACAUGCGGACGAAGUGGAACACCCUUACCAAAGACCCAUGGUGCUCAACACCUCACCCCCAAGACUCCUUUCUCGAGGACAUCCACACGCGGCCGAUGCGAGCAGUGAAAAGCACGAUUGCAAAGCAUCCAGAAGUGACUGCAACCUCGCCUCUCGAGUUCGCUGGCUCGCAGAAUGUGGCGUUCAGGACGGUGAGUCCUCGAUCAAGACGAGAAAGAAGAAGGAGCACAUACAGUCUGAACGCAUUUGACGUUGAGCGUCUUCCUUGCCCUUCACCGCAGAUGGAUACAAAUGAGACCUCGAAGGUGGAAAAGACGCUCAUAUCUCCCGACUGCUCGUCAUCUGCAGGUGAUCAACCCUACACUGUCACUUCAAGCCAUUGGAUGCCAGAGUUCCUACUGGAUCAGCACAAGAAGCGUGUCAGAUGGAGUACGAGGAGCUGGGUCGAGGCAGGACAUCAGAAGCGGCUUAACCAGAGAGCAUGCCUUUGCCGAAGCAUCGGUUGCAAAAAGCAGUAUGCUCUUCUUCAGCGAGGAAUGGUUUUGCCGCCUCCGCCUGCACAUCUGGAACUCGAGCGUAAAGACACGCGAGUGCGAAUGUCAUUCUGGGUCCAGCGUAUCCGUCUCCGGCCAAGGCAGCAAAAGCUGGCUCUCCAUGUCUCGAUUGAGAUUUUGCUCACUUCGGGCUUGAUGAAAAGUACUCAUGCGCAGAACGGCCCGCAUCGGAAUAGAGCCUUCUCUAUAAGCACAUCCAGGAACAGGGAGCAGAAAUUGGAGUCAGAUACCGUCGGUCCUGGAGCAGGUGAUUACUGGACACCUCCCGUCGCUCGGAAGACUCUGAUCGUAAGCAAGUCUAUUACCUCUCCCUGCCAUGGAAAGGGGAAAGCGAAGAGACUAGGGAUAGAGUCCCAAUCCGAGCUUGAAACAUCAUCGCUAUUCCUCGGCAAGACCGCAGCAGAUAGCGGACAGGGCGUGGACUGCGAGGUUAAAGGUGUGCUGUGUGAUGGCUGCACGGUAUCUCUCUCUCCUAUAGUACUCCAAUUCUCAACGGGUAGCGUGUACAGAAAUGCUGCAACACCAUCCUUCCCAGUGGAAGUCAUAGCAUUUGCUAUACAUGAUCUGGAUGGCUUCGUCCCGAGCAUACAAUGGAAGCAGAUGGAAUCGAUCGAAUAUUACGAAGAGGCUUGA